AUGGCCAACCUUCCCGCCCUCCUCAUCGACAUUCCUCGCAACCCGAUCCUCGCCGUCGGCUUGCCCAUCGGCAUUGGCGCCAUCAACGGCUUCGCCACCAAGGGCGGCAAGUACAGCGCCGACAGCCUGUGGUACAAGUCGCUCAAGAAGCCCUCGCUCAACCCGCCCAACAACUACUAUGGCAUCGUCUGGCCCGCCCUCUACGCCGCCAUGGGCUACGCCUCGCACCUCACCGUAAAGGCCCUCGACCGCACCCCGCCCGGCUUUGGCCGCGACCUCACCAAGCGCGCCAUGCAGCUCUACUGGGUCCAGCUCGGCCUCAACGCCAUCUGGAGCCCCAUCUUCUUUGGCGCCGGCCAGGUCGGACUCGGCCUCCUCAACAUCUCGGCCCUCACCGGCACCGUCGUCGCCUGGGCCAACACCGUCAAGGAGGUCGACACCAACGCCGGCUACCUCGCCCUGCCCUACGUCGGCUGGAUGGUGUACGCCACCUACCUCAACGCCUCGAUCUGGUGGCAAAACUACGGCUCCGGCUACUUCAACAAGCUGCAGAACAAGGCCAAGGACUAA
Molecule: messenger RNA, 570 nt
Organism: Pseudozyma flocculosa PF-1
Lineage: Eukaryota; Fungi; Basidiomycota; Ustilaginomycetes; Ustilaginales; Ustilaginaceae
Exons: 4
Coding region: 1-570 (189 amino acids)
Cellular component (GO): mitochondrial outer membrane
Source: RefSeq, a predicted model, not a curated record